CGGCCAUCAUUUUAGACUUAGUAAUGGAACAUUCAAGGGAAGCACAGUGCCGAGUGUCCAGUAAAACUUGUUGAGCUCUCCCAACUCCCGCCUGCACCGAUGCAAUCAGCGUCACAAGCCGCUGAAGCUUUGACUUUCCGGCGCUCGUCGCUCAACUGUGACUCGAGACCCCGCCCCCACUUCAACAGCACUGCAGACCCCGCCAGCCCUUCCAAGUUAAGUUCCUACCCCCAAACCGAAACCAAACCGGCCGAGCUUGUGGCUUCUCAGUCUUAAAAAGCAGCCGAUCCGGCCGUUUCCCUCGAGCUAUCUUUUUGCUGAGCUGCUCUGUUUUCCCUCUUUUCCCUCUCCUCAUAUCCUCUUUCUGGGCCAGUAUCUCUUGAUUUUUUGCUUGCAGCCGACCCUGCCCACCAUGGCCGGCACUCCGUCUCCUCACCCUCAGCAGGCGCUGACCUUCAACGAUGUCUUCGAGGACGACGACAUCGAUGAGCCCAAGGAGGCGCAGACCAUCCACCACAUCCGCGCAAACUCCAGCAUCAUGCAACUGAAGAAGAUUCUCGUUGCCAACCGUGGUGAAAUCCCCAUCAGAAUUUUCAGAACAGCCCACGAGCUGUCAUUACACACAAUCGCUGUCUUCAGUUAUGAGGACCGACUCUCCAUGCACCGUCAGAAGGCCGAUGAAGCCUACGUCAUUGGCAAGCGAGGCCAGUACACCCCUGUCGGAGCUUAUCUCGCCGGCGACGAGAUCAUCAAGAUUGCCGUUGAGCACGGCGCUCAGCUGGUUCAUCCUGGAUACGGUUUCCUGUCCGAGAACGCUACAUUUGCCCGCAACGUCGAAAAGGCCGGUCUUAUUUUUGUUGGCCCUACUCCCGAUGUCAUUGAUGCUCUUGGCGACAAGGUCUCUGCCCGCAAGCUUGCCAUCGCUGCUGGUGUCCCCGUCGUCCCCGGCACUGAGGGUGCCGUUGAGAAGUACGAGGAAGUCAAGACCUUUACUGACAAGUAUGGCUUCCCCAUCAUCAUCAAGGCUGCCUACGGUGGUGGUGGCCGUGGUAUGCGAGUUGUUCGCGAUGCCGAGAGCCUGAAGGAGAGCUUCGAGCGAGCCACUUCCGAGGCCAAGACCGCCUUUGGCAAUGGCACCGUCUUCGUCGAGCGAUUCCUCGACAAGCCAAAGCACAUUGAGGUCCAGCUGCUCGGUGACAACCACGGCAACAUUGUCCACCUGUACGAGCGUGACUGCUCCGUUCAGCGUCGACACCAAAAGGUCGUCGAAAUUGCUCCUGCCAAGGAUCUUCCCUCCGAGGUCCGAGACGCUAUCCUCAACGAUGCCGUUAGACUGGCUAAGUCUGUCAACUACCGCAAUGCAGGCACUGCAGAGUUUUUGGUCGACCAGCUGAACCGCUACUACUUCAUCGAGAUCAACCCCCGUAUUCAGGUCGAGCACACCAUUACUGAGGAAAUCACCGGCAUUGACAUUGUCGCUGCCCAGAUCCAGAUCGCUGCUGGUGCUACUCUCUCUCAGCUCGGCCUUACCCAGGACCGAAUCUCCACUCGUGGUUUUGCCAUCCAGUGCCGUAUCACCACCGAAGAUCCCGCAGAGAACUUCCGACCAGACACAGGAAAGAUUGAGGUCUACCGAUCUGCUGGUGGUAACGGUGUUCGUCUUGACGGUGGCAAUGGCUUUGCUGGUGCCGUCAUCACUCCUCACUACGACUCCAUGUUGGUCAAGUGCACAGCCCACGGAAGCACUUACGAAAUUGCUCGCAGAAAAGUCCUCCGUGCCCUCAUUGAGUUCCGUAUCCGAGGUGUCAAGACCAACAUCCCCUUCCUGGCCUCUCUUCUGACACACCCUACCUUUAUUGAUGGAAACUGCUGGACAACUUUCAUCGACGAUACCCCGCAGCUGUUCGACCUCGUAGGUGGCCAGAACCGUGCACAGAAGCUGUUGGCUUACCUCGGAGAUGUUGCCGUCAACGGCAGCUCUAUCAUGGGCCAGAUUGGUGAGCCCAAAUUCAAGGGCGAGAUCAUCACUCCUGAGCUCUUCACUGCCUCCGGCGAGAAGAUUGACGUCAGCCAGCCUUCCCAGAAGGGUUGGAGGAAAAUCAUCCUUGAGCAAGGCCCCAAGGCCUUUGCCAAGGCCGUUCGCGAGUACAAGGGCUGCCUUCUCAUGGACACCACAUGGCGAGAUGCCCACCAGUCUCUGCUGGCUACCCGUGUCCGAACUAUUGAUCUCCUCGGCAUUGCCAAGGAAACUAGCCACGCACUUGCCAACCUCUACAGUUUGGAGUGCUGGGGUGGUGCCACCUUUGACGUUGCUCUGAGAUUCCUCCACGAGGAUUCAUUCGACCGUCUGCGCAAGAUGCGAGAGCUGGUCCCCAACAUCCCCUUCCAGAUGCUUCUUCGUGGAGCCAACGGUGUGGCCUACUCUUCCUUGCCCGACAACGCCAUUGAGCACUUCGUCGAGCAGGCCAAGAAGAAUGGUGUCGACAUUUUCAGAGUCUUUGAUGCCUUGAACGACAUCACCCAGCUCGAAGUCGGCAUCAAGGCCGUUCACAAGGCUGGCGGUGUUGUUGAAGGUACUGUUUGUAUCUCUGGUGAUAUGCUCAACCCCACCAAGAAGUACAACUUGGCCUACUACAUGGACCUUGUCGAGAAGCUUGUUGCCCUCGAUAUCCACGUUCUUGGUAUCAAGGAUAUGGCCGGUGUGCUGAAGCCCCACGCUGCCGAACUCCUGAUUGGAGGCAUCCGCAAGAAGUACCCUGACUUGCCAAUUCACGUUCACACCCACGACUCUGCUGGAACGGGUGUUGCCUCCAUGGUUGCUUGCGCCAAGGCUGGUGCCGAUGCUGUCGAUGCCGCCACCGACAGCUUGUCUGGAAUGACCUCCCAGCCUAGCAUCAACGCCAUCCUCGCCUCUCUGGAGGGUAGCGACCUUGACCCCGGUCUGGACCCCAAGCAAGUCCGCGCUCUUGACACCUACUGGUCUCAGCUGCGUCUGCUCUACUCUCCCUUCGAGGCCCAUCUCGCUGGACCCGAUCCCGAGGUUUACGAGCACGAGAUUCCUGGUGGUCAGCUGACCAACAUGAUGUUCCAGGCUUCGCAGCUUGGUCUCGGAUCCCAGUGGCUUGAGACCAAGAAGGCCUAUGAGCAUGCCAACGACUUGCUUGGCGACAUUGUCAAGGUUACCCCUACCUCCAAGGUUGUUGGUGAUCUUGCCCAGUUCAUGGUGUCCAACAAGCUGUCUCCCGAGGACGUCAAGGCUCGUGCCUCUGAGCUUGACUUCCCUGGCUCGGUGCUUGAAUUUUUUGAGGGUCUGAUGGGCCAACCCUACGGUGGCUUCCCCGAGCCUCUCCGCACAGACGCCCUUCGCGGACGCCGGAAGUUGGAGAAGCGUCCUGGUCUCUACCUCGAGCCCAUCGACUUUGUCAAGGUCAAGCGCGAGAUGGGCAAGAAAUUCGGUGCGCCCGUCACCGAGUGCGACAUUGCCUCGUACGUCAUGUACCCCAAGGUCUUUGAGGACUACAAGAAGAUUACGGCCGAGUUUGGCGACCUGUCAGUUGUGCCAACUCGAUACUUCCUUUCUCGACCUGAGAUUGGAGAAGAGUUCAACGUGGAACUCGAGAAGGGCAAGGUCCUCAUUCUUAAGCUUCUUGCCAUCGGUCCUCUGAGCGAGCAGACUGGUCUCCGCGAGGUCUUCUUUGAGAUGAACGGCGAGGUCCGACAGGUUACUGUCGCUGACAAGCAGGCUGCUGUUGAGAACAUUAGCCGCCCCAAGGCUGAUCCUGGUGACUCUAGUCAGGUCGGUGCCCCGAUGUCCGGUGUCUUGGUCGAGCUUCGUGUUCACGAAGGCUCCGAAGUCAAGAAGGGUGACCCUCUUGCUGUUCUGUCAGCCAUGAAGAUGGAAAUGGUUAUCUCAGCACCCCAUAGCGGAAAGGUUGCCAGUCUGCAGGUCAAGGAGGGCGACUCCGUGGAUGGCUCAGACUUGGUGUGCAGAAUCACAAAGUCCUAAGUUUGUUACAAAAAUGCAGGUAGAAGGGUUGUCUGAAAUUCUAUGGUGCUUCUUAACGGGAUGUUUGGACCGGGCAAACAGGUAAAAAGCAAAAUACUUCCCUAGGGAUUAGCACAACUGGCGUGUGGUGGAGAAGAAAUUUGUUAUCAGCAUUGUUAUUCAGUAUGACUAUACAAGAUAUGAAAUAAAGUUCAGUUAAAUCAUUUGGCUCUCCAAUAUUUCCCUAGCAAAAG
Messenger RNA from Trichoderma harzianum CBS 226.95, 4239 nucleotides. RefSeq lists its product as hypothetical. Gene Ontology annotation, molecular function: metal ion binding; ATP binding; pyruvate carboxylase activity. Bases 413 to 4006 code for a protein of 1197 amino acids. Gene Ontology annotation, biological process: pyruvate metabolic process; gluconeogenesis. The transcript is spliced from 10 exons. NCBI's taxonomy places the organism in Eukaryota, Fungi, Ascomycota, Sordariomycetes, Hypocreales, Hypocreaceae. The record is from RefSeq and is a predicted model, not a curated record. Gene Ontology annotation, cellular component: cytoplasm.